This is a messenger RNA of Lachnellula hyalina, 249 nucleotides long. RefSeq names its product ATP synthase subunit K, mitochondrial (gene atp19). The record is from RefSeq and is a predicted model, not a curated record. NCBI's taxonomy places the organism in Eukaryota, Fungi, Ascomycota, Leotiomycetes, Helotiales, Lachnaceae. Gene Ontology annotation, biological process: proton motive force-driven ATP synthesis. The transcript has 3 exons. Bases 1 to 249 code for a protein of 82 amino acids.
AUGACUGUAUUCUACAACAUCGCUGGUCGCCAAAUUGGCUCUCACUACCUUGCCAUUGCAACUCUCUCGACUGUCUUUGGCGGUGCGUACUAUGCGUUGUCCGGCGGAUCCUCAGCUGCGAAGAAGUCACAAGGGCCACCUCUUAAUGCACAAAGCCCGGAUGAGGAGAAGUUCAUCAAGGAUUUCCUAGCAUCGGCCGAUAAGAAGGACAACAGUGCGGAUGCUACCAAGAAGGAUGCUGCUCAUUAA